AUGCAAAGCUCGAGAGCGGUUGGUUUAAGGAUGAUUAGACCCGCUAAGAAACCGCAAAAAAAUAGAUGUUUUUUUAUUUGCGAUUUCUUAGUGGAUCUAAUACAAGGUGUCGUCUCUGAACCGAGAGCUGUGGAGUUUUUGCAUUUCUCCUCUGUUGAGUCAAGCUCUCCUGAUGCAGCUCAAAGCCGGAGCGGGACCAUGCCAGCCCCGUGGACCUGGCUGCGUCCCCUGCCUCUGCCGUGCUCAGCAAGGUCGGGUCGAAGGCUCCGCACCUCCGUGCUGGGAGCCGUGUGGAGGAGUCGCGUGGCCCUGGCAUGGGAGCUGAGGCACAGCUUGGUCCCCUGUCCUGGAACAAAGGCUGUCCUUGGAGAGUCCCGGACUGCUGCUGCACGUUGUCUGCUCUGGAUGUCUGUGACCCAGUUCUCCCAGGCUGGGUGGUUGAAGGACUAUGCCCUGCCCAAUGCCAGCUGGAGCCAGGACAUGCUGAACCUGUAUAACAAGUUUGUGGAGAAGAGCAAGGACGGGACGUGGAAAAGGAUCCCAUCCUAUCAGCACAUCAUAGCCCUAACAAACUCGAUAAAGCUGGAAGCUGAGAAGCCUCGGCAGGACACCCGCAUCUUCCUCCGGAACCUGGAUGGGGAAGGGCUGGGCUUCGAGUAUGUGAUGUUCUUCAACCCCGCUGAGAAGAGGGUGGUGACCGUGUACCAACCAGGCCCCUACCUGGAGGGGCAUGAGGGGUUCACCCAUGGAGGUUCCACGGCCACCAUGAUAGACUCUACCUGUGGGAUCUGUUCCAUCUUUCUUGCUGGGAAGUCGAUGACGGCCAGCCUCAGCAUCAACUUCAAGACCCCCAUUCUGCUGGGCUCGGUGGUCUUGGUGGACAGCAGGUUGGACAGAAUGGAGGGGAGGAAAGCAUUCCUGUCCUGCCAGGUCUUGAGCUGUGAUGGCCAGACCCUCCAUGCCGAGGCCACAGCCCUCUUUAUCCAGGUGGCUUCUCCCAGCCAGAUGUGAACUCCCAGCAAGCCUGUCAGAUGAAGCUGCUCAUGGCUGCUCCAUUCUCCAGCCCCACCACUCUCCUGCUCCCUGUACCCAGCUCCUCAGCUCUCCCUGGAUGUGUGUGACAGAGCGUUGGACCCCCUGCUUUGUGGGGCUGCUCUGGGAAGAAGCCUGUUCUCCCCCAUGGCCUUGUGGCUGCUGCAUCACAGCAUCUCCUCCCAGCUGGCUUUCCAGGACCCUACUCCCAUGCAGACAGGAAGGUCCCACAGCCUGUGGUCCUGUGCACCAUGUUACACCCAAGAUGCCUCAUUGUCUUGGAAGACAAGUCAAAGCAAGUUCCUCUGAACCAUCCAUCAGUGUAGCAGUAUAGCAUUCAAGUGCCCAGUCUGGCACAUGGUGUGAGAGUCAGCAGACACCCCACCCCUGGCUCCCUGACCUCUUGCCCAGGAGGUGGGGCCCAGGCUCCAGGGCUUGUCCACCCCCAGCUUUGAGCCAGGGAGCCAGGUGAUAAUGAUGGUGGCAUGUCUGGAUUCUAGUGAGAAAGGGGCGAUUGGCUGAUUUUCUGCCUUGCAGGCCAAGCCAGGCCCUUCUGAAAAGCAAAGACCAGCCUCAAGGUGACUUUUCGUAAAGAAAAUAAUUGUUCUUCUCACUGAAACUGAAAACACCUGGCCAGAUUCCAUGUUGGGGUCAAAAAGCUGCUUGAUAGGUUCAGUGUGAGUGGUGGGUUAACCCUUUGUAGACCCUGUUGACGCAGUGCCUGCCAUUUCAAAAUUCAAAGGUUUUUUCCAGACGAAAGCCAGUGGGGAUUUUCUUUUGAAAGCACUGAAACAUUUUGAUUUUGUCCCAGAAGUCCCAAAUGUUUCAUCGGCAUGAGCGCCUUGCUGAAGGGGCCAGAAUUCAACCCCCAGCAGAGGUGGCUCGAGGGCUGGAGAGCACGUGCUUAGAAGUGGUUCACACGUAGUAGCCCUGCAAGUGGCAGCCAUGCUGCCAGGACCUGCUGCCUCCCCCAGUGGGUGCGGGGACGGGAGCAGGAGAGGGGUGUGAAUUUGGCACACGUCUCACGUCCAUUCCCUCUCUGAGCCAGGAGUCGUCUUCACUUCCUGUCUCAAACCACUGCGAAUCACAGAGGGCUGUUCUCUGUUUCGCUGCCAUGUGUUGCCAUGAUCUAGUAAACAGCUGCCACGUUCCA
This is a messenger RNA of Alligator sinensis (Chinese alligator), 2185 nucleotides long. Its product is annotated as acyl-coenzyme A thioesterase THEM4-like. The record is from RefSeq and is a predicted model, not a curated record. The transcript has 6 exons. The coding region runs from base 1 to 1011 and encodes 336 amino acids. Lineage: Eukaryota; Metazoa; Chordata; Crocodylia; Alligatoridae.